Kwoniella botswanensis is the source of this 1710-nucleotide messenger RNA. RefSeq lists its product as uncharacterized. The transcript has 10 exons. Gene Ontology annotation, biological process: nucleobase transport; transmembrane transport. Lineage: Eukaryota; Fungi; Basidiomycota; Tremellomycetes; Tremellales; Cryptococcaceae. The coding region runs from base 1 to 1710 and encodes 569 amino acids. Gene Ontology annotation, molecular function: nucleobase transmembrane transporter activity. Gene Ontology annotation, cellular component: plasma membrane. The record is from RefSeq and is a predicted model, not a curated record.
AUGGCUCCUCCAUCCGAUUACACCUUCCGAGAGAAGGUCCAAUACGCUUUCUCCUCGCCCAAACACUUCCAUCAAGCCAUCACGCUCGAAAGUGCUAAAUCGAAAUUCAUCAAUGAGGACUUGGUACCUUCGCCACCCGAAAGACGAACUUGGUCAGCAUGGGCUUAUCUAUCUUACUGGUGGUCCGAGAACUGGAAUGUCUCUACUUGGUCACUUGGAAGUUCCUUGAUCACUUUAGGUCUUUCGAUCGGUGAAGCCUUACUUGUCAUCCUCUUUGCCAAUAUCUUAUCCGCUAUCGUGAUCGUCGCGAAUGGUGUCGCUGCAUCUCGGUAUCACAUCGGUUACCCUGUACUGGCAAGAGCAACCUUCGGGAUGUAUGGACAUUACUUCUUUGUUCUUAUCCGAGCAAUUCUCGGUAUCAUCUGGGGUGGUGUUCAAUUGUAUUUCGAGGGCCAAUUCAUUUCGAUCAUGCUUCGAUGUAUUUUCCCUUCUUGGGCUAGGAUGCGAAAUACCAUCCCUGAAUCACAAGGUAUAACUUUACAAGUCCUCAUUGGUUUUGUCAUUGCUUUCUUCGUGACUAUGCCAUUCAUGUUCAUCCACACUACUAAGAUCCAUUACUUGUUCAGCGUCAAAUCCGUUAUCAUGCCUUUGGCAUGUCUCGGAGUGGUCAUCUGGGCCACCACUUCCAAUGGCGGUGUCUCAGCUGGAGUUCUCACUACACCCGCUGAUAAGUCGAGUAUCGCUGUCUUCGCUUGGAGUAUCGUCUCUCAGUUCAAUUCCGUCAUGGGCUCAAACUCCGCUUUGAUCGUUACUGUACCCGAUUUGGCUCGAUACAGUCGAACGCCCCGAUCUCAAAUCAUCGGUCAGCUCCUGGGUCUGCCUAUGGCGAUCGUAUGCGCCGCUUUCGGUGUUAUUACCACUGCGGCUGUACAAAAUAUGUGGGGGGAGGCUUUCUGGAACCCAUAUGACCUCUUCAAUGGUAUUUUGGAUCACACAUAUAGCUCGAAGAGUAGAGCUGGUGUAUUCUUCGCUUCUUUGGUAUUUGCGUUCGCCACCUUGGGAACUUCCAUCGCUUGUAAUAUCGUCCCCUUCGCCGCCGAUAUCACAUGUAUGUUACCUAAAUACAUCAACAUCAUCCGAGGUCAGAUCCUAUGCCUGAUCGUCGCUUUCGCCAUCACACCUUGGCACAUCCUCACUUCUGCUCCUACAUUCCUCAAUUUCCUCGGUGGAUACUCAAUCUUCCAAGGAUCCGUCGUAUCCAUAAUGUUAGUCGACUAUUUCCUCGUUCGAAAGGGUAAUCUCGACAUCGGAGCCCUAUACGAUGGAUCUUCUACCUCGAAAUACUUCUACACGUUCGGUACGAAUUGGCGAAGUAUCGUAGCUUUCAUCGUGGGUUUCGUAGUGCCCUUACCCGGUUUCAUCGGUUCUUUCGGUACAGUCACAGUCUCCCAGGGAGCAAUGCGAUUAUUCUAUCUAGGUUGGGAACUUUCUUUCGUCUUUGGUGGGAUCACCUACUGGGUGCUAUGUUUGGUUUUCAAGGUACCGGGUCAGGAGGAUUGUCAGAGACCUUUCCAUGAUAUGGUGAAUGAAGAUUGGGUAUUACCAGAUGGUGAAACAUCUCAUCCCGCUGAGUCAACUACCGGAGUGGUAGAGAAUUAUGAUGAUUAUGAGAAGAAGAUCGAAAAUGGUGUGAGAGUAAAUGAAAUUUAG